Messenger RNA from Prorocentrum cordatum, 4562 nucleotides. NCBI's taxonomy places the organism in Eukaryota, Dinophyceae, Prorocentrales, Prorocentraceae. The record is from the annotation of a GenBank genome assembly.
GUCUCCAGAUGCUGAGCCCCCGCGCGCUGGCCGGGCUGGGCAUCGCGCAUUUCGCCGGGGCGUUCCUGGGCCAUUUCGCGGCGCAGCCCGCCCCCCUGGUGCCGGAGGAGGCGCCUGGGACCAGCCCCGCGGAGGCGGGGGUGGACAGCGGCGCCGCGGCGUCGCGGGACCUCCAGCAGGUGCUCGGCACGCUGCAGGAGGCGCUGGGCGACUGCCUGGCUUCGCGGGCGCCUGUGUGCCCGAGCCCCUGCCCCGAGUGCCGCUGCGACUGCGGGACCGGGGCUUCGGCGUCGCCAGGCUGGUGGCGCGCGGCCCUUGAGCUCGUGGUGGGGGCCGCCGUGCUCCUCGCCGUCGAGUUCUUCCGCGGGCUGCUGGGCUGGGCCCGCCGGGCCAUCUCCUGCGCGCGGCCAGUAUCGAUGAAUGUUGGGGACGAGAUUUGGGUUGAGUACGAUGUCGAUCCUCCCCUUCUUCAUGCUCGGCUUCUUCUGGUGGGCUCGUAUCGCACCCCGGGCGCCUUCUCUGUGCUCACUCCCGACAUGGACGUGUAUGUCGAGGAGUACACGCCCGCGAACACCGACCUGCGGGGAUACUACCUCAAGCAGCCUCGAGGUGUCGGAGCCCUGGCGGUGGCAGCGCCUGGGGGACGAGGGCACUAUGACUUCGCCCACCUCCCGACCGCGCCGCAGAUGGUCGGGGUGCUCCAGGAGGCGCAGGUGGCCAUGGCGUGUUUCGAGGGCGGCGGCGCAGGAGGCGGGGGUGCAGGCGGCGGGGCUGCUGGAGGGCUGCUGGGUGGGGGCGCGGCCGCGGGCCUGCCCGCCGCCCUGGGCGGUGGCGGAGCCGCCGCCGGCGCAGCACCCCUUGCCCUGCAGGGGCCCGGCGGGGCCGGCGCCGCGGGCGCCCUUGGCGCGGCAGCCGGCGCGGGCGGCGCCGCGGGCGUGGCCCCUGCCGGCGCCUUGGUCGCCGCGGGCGAAGGGGCCCCUGCCGCUGCCGCGCCUGCCCCCGCCGCGGGCGGCUUGGCUGGCCUCGCCGCCGCGCUGUGGGGACCCCCUGGUGCAGUCGAAGGCGAUGGCGCUGGAGCUGCUGUGGGGGGCGAGCGAGGCGGGGACGAUCUACGGACCCUUGCUGUGCGGUAUGAUCGACAGGGGUUGCGAUAUCGAGAGUUUCGGGAAGCUGUUCAGAGCAACCGAUCCACCAGCUUUCCUGACUGGCCCGUCCCAGGGCCGCGUACCUUCCAGUGCGUGGCGGAGUACCAGAUGGAGCACGGGGGCACCCCCAUGGGCCACCACGUGGCGUGGAAGGCGUCGCUGGGGGCCUCCGUCGGGCCCGAUGACCCCGUGGUGCACCUGCACGCGGAGUUUAGCAAGCUCAUGCAGACCAUGUGCACCUACGACCAGCUGGACGGCGCCAACCUCGCAUGCGGCGAGCUGGUGGCCCGCCAACUCCAGCUGUGCGAGGAGAAGUACAAGGGCAAGAUAUCGUCACAGCGGGGGGGAGGCGGGCUCCAGCAGGACGAAGGGUACUUCUUCACCGACAUGGGCUCGACGAGAGGCCCCAUGGUCAGUCCAGAGCUCACCAAGUGGGUGGCGGAGCGCCUGCAGGCCGAGAGCAGCAUCGCGAAGGAGCGCCGCAAGGCGCGUGAGGAGCGGCAGCUUGCCGCGCCCAGCGGCGGAGGACGCAGCGGCAGCCGCCCACGUCGUGCCUCAGUUUUGCAGCACAUGGCGCUCGAGCACAUCCGGGAGCAGUACACCACUUUCCCGGGGCCGCCUGAGGACGUGCGCCCCCGCGGGAGCCUUCGCGAGCUCUGCGGCGCCUGCCCCAUGUACGGUAUGGAGCGGGCGGAUUUGGCAUCCUACAGCGAGGACAGAAUUUCCUGGCCUGCAGAGGGGGCGGCUCCUGUGUCCCUCGAGUCCGCCCUCCAGCCGGCCGACGCGGCGCGGCUGUCGGAUUGGGAGGCCAACGUGCUUCGAAGCCCGGAGGAGGCUGCUCAGCUUCGCGCUGAAUUGGGACUACGUGCUCCUUACUCUGAUCCUGGGCUGCGAGACCCCAAGGUGUACGGACGGUUUCUUGAGCAGCUGCACCGUCGUGGCAUGCUCCAGUUUUGCAAGUGGGAUGGCAAGGCCCCGGCUUCGGGUGCCUUCACGGUUCGCAAGAAGGGGGGCCGCCAGAGGCUCAUCUUCGACACCAGGCUGGUCAACCUGCACUUUCGACAGGCGCCUGCUACCGAGCUGCCGUCGGCCGCAUCCUUCUCUCGUUUGGAGAGUGAGGCCACCACCCCGCUGUACUUCGCCUGCGGGGACAUCGAGAACGCUUUCUACGCGAUGCGGAUCCCAGCAGGCUUGUGUUCCUUCUUCAAGCUCGGGCGGGUCCGCGCGGGCAUGGUGGGGAUCACUUCUCUGGACGGCGCAGCGGUGGAUUGUGGCGAGUGGCUCACCCCUCAGCUCACCAUCCUGCCCAUGGGUUGGAGCUGGGCCAUGCACCUGUGUCAGAUGGUCACGGAGUCCGCCCUGGCGCGGGCGGGUGUGCCAGUCUCACGGCACGUCCGAGAUCGCAGCGAGGGGCUGGUGCUGGGGGAGCAGGACGGCCUGGGUGCCGCCGCCUACGUGGACAACUUUUUGGUGCUCGGCGCCAGCCAGUCGGAGGUCGACGCCACCGCGGCGCGUGUGGAGUCGGAGCUGGUCAACCUCGGCUUCUCAGUGCACGAGCAGCAGCGGGCCAGCAAGAGGUGCUCGUUCGUGGGGCUGGAGCUGCGCGGGGCGUCGCACUGCGCCCGCGUGUGCCCGAAGCGCCUUUGGCGAGUGCGCUAUGCGAUCGACGAGCUGCUGGCCCGGGGGUCCGGGCGGGGGGAGAUCGUGGAGGUCCUCCUCGGGCACUGCACCUGGAUCAUGCUGCUGCGCUGGCCGUCGCUCGCCAUCUUCGACGCGAGCUACCGCUUCUGCCAGGCUGCGCGGGACGAGGCCCUCCCCCUGUGGGCCUCGGUGCGCUGGGAGCUCCGCGCGCUGCGGAACUUGCUGCCGUUGCUCUCCGCGCACCUGGCAGCCCCGUGGCAUGCGGAGGUCUCCGCCUCCGAUGCCUCGCCGUGGGGCGGCGGAGUCUGCGUCCGACAGGCUAGCUGCAGCGCCGCCGCCUCGCUGGGGCGGACCGUGGAGCGCUGGCGGCACCACUUCGACGAGGCCAUCACCGCCCGCGCGCACGCGCUCGAGGGCGAGGGGGUGGCCACCAUGCUGCGGCGGCCCGCGGCGCUGCCGAGCGAGGCGGCGAAGGACCUGGACAAGCAGUUCGGCGAGGCGCCGGCGUCCUUCAUGCAGGACCCCAGCUGGAAGAUUGCAAUGUCCUUCCCGUGGCGGGACAAGCACGACAUCUACUACACAGAGGGGCUGGCCGUAUCCACCUCGCUGCGGCGCGCGCUGCGAUCGCGGGGCGCCUUCGGGCACCGCCUGGUGCUUCUGGUGGACAACCUGUCUCUGGCUCUGGCUGCCGGCAAGGGCCGAGGUUCGGCGGCGCAGCUCCGCAGCGUGCUGCGCGAGCUCUGCGCGCUGGCGCUGGCCUGCCGCCUGCAGCUGCACGCGCGGUGGGUCCCGAGCGAGCUCAAACCUGCCGACCGCCCGUCCCGCGGCUACCUGUACAUCGACACGCAGAAGCGGGAGGCGGCCGCGGCGACGAAGGUGGCGCUGGAGCCGGGGUUGACCUAUCUGGAGCAAAGGUCGAUCUCGAAGCCCGUGCUGGCCGACUACCGCAGGGGCUCGGCGGAGCUCGACUCCGUGCUCGUGGAAUACUUCAACCUGCUCUACUUCCAAGGGCACAGCGGGGACGAUGCGUCCAAGCUGCUGGCCGCGGUGAAGUUCUUUGUGGCGAACCUGAGCCGGUGGGGGACGGAGAGCCUCCCUCGCUGCUCCCGGGCCCUGGCAGGCUGGGGCCAGUGCGCCCCGCGGCGCUCGCGCCAGCCCCUCCCGUGGCUGGUGGUGGCCGCGUUGGCCGGCGUGCUCCUGCGGUGGCAGCUGGUGGAGCACGUCGUGGCGAUGAUCCUGAGCUUCAGCACCUACAUGAGGCCCGGGGAGGCGGACUCCCUCGUCGGGCUGCAGGUCGUCGAGGGCGUCGCGGAGGGCAGCGGCAACGGCGGCGUCGUGGCGCUGGUGCUCUUCCCGGAGGAGAUGGGGGUGCCCAGCAAGACGGGCAUGUGGGACAUGACAGUGCCUCUGGACACUUUCCGCUUCCUCGGCCCGUCGCUCCUCGCCUUGAAGAGGCGAUGCCGGACGCUGAAGGACCGACUGUGGAGGUGCCCCCCAGGCGACCUCGGACAGAAGAUGCGCGCGGCCGCGGAGGAGCUCGGCCUUGCCCUGGCCUCUCCAUAUCAGCUGCGGCACGGCGGGGCCUCCGACGACCUCGUGGCGCGCCGGCGGACCGCCCUGGAGAUCCAGGCGCGAGGGGGCUGGGCGAGCCCGCAGUCGUUCCUGCGGUACGCCAAGCCCGGGCGGAUCCUGGCGGAGAUGGCGAAGCUUCCCGCCGGGGUCCUGGACUUCGGCCGGGCGGUCGACGCGGCGCUGGCCGAGAUCUUCCUGAGGGGG